Linum tenue is the source of this 1814-nucleotide messenger RNA. The record is from the annotation of a GenBank genome assembly. NCBI's taxonomy places the organism in Eukaryota, Viridiplantae, Streptophyta, Magnoliopsida, Malpighiales, Linaceae.
CAACUAUUCUUUCCGGUUGAACCCGAACGGACGACCGAGAGCGAGAGAGAGAGAGAGAGAGAGAACGAGCGAGAGGGAAGGGAAAGUCGCUUCCUUCUCCGUCCCUGGGGCAAAGCUUCGUACCAGACUUAGGGAAGAAAAUUGCAGUGAUUAGCAACUUCCUGCUGCCCCGUUAAAGAAUGUCUUCGAAUUUCUGGACCUCUUCUCACUUUCGGCAGCUUAUGGACCCCGAAGACGUCGAUGUGGUUCAGCAACUGGACAAAGACAGAGGCAUCACGCUUGAAGAUUUCAAGCUCAUUAAGAUGCAGAUGGCCAAUUAUAUAGCAAAAUUGGCUCAGUCCGUUAAAGUAAGGCAAAGGGUUGUUGCCACUGCAAUUACUUACAUGAGACGGGUCUAUAUCAGAAAGAGUAUGUCAGAGUAUGAUCCACGGCUUGUUGCUCCAACCUGCUUGUAUUUGGCAUCGAAAGCAGAAGAGAGCACAGUGCAAGCCCGAGCGCUUGUGUUUUACAUAAAGAAAUUAUAUAGCAAUGAUGAAAAGUUUAAGUUUGAGAUCAAAGACAUACUCGAGAUGGAAAUGAAGAUUUUGGAAGCUCUUAACUACUACUUAGUAGUCUUUCAUCCAUAUCGCUCAUUGUCUCAGUUCUUGCAAGAUGCUGGCGUCCAUGAUGUCAAUAUGAUUCAGUUGUCGUGGGGACUCGUGAAUGACACCUACAAGAUGGACCUGAUUCUUAUGCACCCACCUCAUCUGAUUGCCUUGGCUUGCAUUUACAUCGCCAGCGUGUAUAGAGAAAAAGACGUAACGGCCUGGUUUGAGGAGCUUCGAGCUGAUAUGAAUGUGGUGAAAAACAUAUCAAUGGAGAUCUUAGAUUUCUAUGAAGAGCAACACAGAUUGGCUGGGGAGGAUAGAACUGGUGCAGCUUUCAGCAAGCUUAGCUCAAAGCCAUAGCUUUAUAUAUAUGGAUCGAUGUCCACCUUCAAUAAUGUUGUAACGUGAAUCCUCAGUUAUGUUGCAUCGAACUUCUAUGUAAUCGCACUCGGCCAGUAACACAGAAUGAUUCCUCUCUUCUACUUCUGUAACAAAACUAGAUGCCCAGAGGCCUUAUUCAACGGAGCAUUAGAUAGAUACUAGAUAGAGAGUUGCAUUUCUUCACUGUUGCGGAGUCCUUGAGUACUUCUGUCAGUGCUUAGCCUUGUUCUUAGAGCGUCGUUGCUGCUUCUCUGCAUUCGCCUUCUGGCUUCAGAUGCUGCGAAGAACUCCUUCCACUCAUCGGUCAGCACAAAAGUCGGAUCGUCGUCAUCGUCGUAGUCAUCUCCUUGCUCAGCUGCUUCGUCUAGGGCUUUAAAAUCAACCGCAGGCUCCGUCCUGUUUUAAAUCGAAUGGCCACAAACCAGAAGUUAGGAAGAACCAACUUCGGACACGAAAAGAACAAACAGCAGAGAUAUGGAUGUAGGAUGUACGAAGUAGUGGGGAAAGGGUUGAUGGGUUCGGCAGCGGCAGCGGCAGUGGGUAAGCAGUCGCCGGUAGAUGUCGAUUCUGCAUCGGAGGGACAAACGUCGGGAGUUGACCAGUAUUGUGGCGGUGGCAGUGAUGGUGGUGGUUGCAGUAAUGGUGGUGGUGGCAGUGGUGGUGGUGGUGGUGGUGACGGACAGCUGGUGCUGGUGGUGGUGGUGUUAAAAAUGGAAGGGGGUGACGGUGGUGGUGGCAGUGGUGGUGGUGGGCGAAGGACGAUGGGCACAACCUGAAUUUCUGUCUAGUUUCCAUAACCUCUUUAAUCAAAUGAAUUUGAUGGAUCUGAAGAUCCAAAGCCGCUUU